Sitodiplosis mosellana (orange wheat blossom midge) is the source of this 3303-nucleotide messenger RNA. RefSeq lists its product as uncharacterized. NCBI's taxonomy places the organism in Eukaryota, Metazoa, Arthropoda, Insecta, Diptera, Cecidomyiidae. The transcript is spliced from 7 exons. Gene Ontology annotation, molecular function: monocarboxylic acid transmembrane transporter activity. The record is from RefSeq and is a predicted model, not a curated record. Gene Ontology annotation, biological process: monocarboxylic acid transport; transmembrane transport. Bases 1176 to 3188 code for a protein of 670 amino acids.
GAAUUUAUGAUUUCAAUGUUUCAAAAUUCCAAAGAAAAAAAAACUCUUCGCGGAAAAAAAAAUGCUUAUUUGCAAGUGUCAACAUUUGAUGGAGGCUUUACUUUAGGUUCAGGAAUAAACAGCUGAUAACAUUCGUGCUGAGCGAUUGCAUUGCUCUUAUCAGUAUGAAUCCAUAUAUGAAUGUAUGUAUGAGUGAUUGAGUGAGCGUGUGAUUAUAUCACUGUGAUUCUUUGAGUAUCUGGUCUUGGGUCAGUCUAUCUACUCUCUCUCUCUGUGUGUGAUCGUACAGUCAUAUUCGCAAUUAUAAAACACGACGAAAUAUAUGCAGUACAAACAAAUUUGACGACUGUACUCAUUGUUACGUCACAUAUGUGGCAAACGUGCCAACCCGCCGACGUUUCGGACACAUUUCAAAGAUACUACAACUUCGUAUUGGAUGUCAUUUUGCACAAUGCUCGGGAUUGAACACCCGCUCUCUGUAGCAAACGAUUGAAACUUGUUUAUUUUUCUACGGUCUCCCUCUCGCUCGCUUAAUUAUGACUUUGUUUUGACAUGGCUCGUUUCAAUUCGUGUUGAUAAUGUCGAACAGCGAGUGCAUUGAUUGGAUUUCGAUUUUGCAGAAUAAUAGUUACUGUUCAACGUUCAUAAAUGAUCCAGCUAGGCGCACACAUGGGGAUCAUCAACGCACUUGACAGAUGAAGUAUAGAGCGCAGAAAAAAAACAGCUGCAAAAGGCCGCAUAUGUGUGAAUUAUUUUGCUGAAGCACGCGUUGAAAAGACUGGAUGUUAUCGAAAUCAAGACAAAGAUAAUAGGCACGACAACACAAUAGAGAGAAGAUUCAGCAUUCCGUUUGAAAUGUCUUCAGUAGGAAAAUGUCCGCGUAGAGCGACAUAAGCAAACAACAGAGUUGCUACGUCGCUGGCAUGUGACUUAUCAUCGCUUGAGGUUUUAAUAAAACUGUUGAUUCAAUAACAAUAAAACUAUCUGUUUCGCAGCAGAAAAGAGCUGGAAUAAUAUUUUCAAAACGAAAAAUACGUUAAUUUUCUGUGAUAAAAAAGAUGUGCUACUAUUUUUAAAUGAAGAACUACAUGAUAAAAAUAUCAUUAACAACGAAACGGUUUUGCGAAAAACGAAAACUUACUUAAAUAAAUAAAGUGAUAAAAUAGCGGACAAAAAUGACAACCAAAUCGCGAAAGCAGACUUUGCGAAAGCAGACAGACAUCACAGACUUGGAAAUGGUGCCACCGGAUGGAAAAUAUGGCUGGGUCAUUGUAAUUAGUUACGCCAUUGCCAAUUUCAUCGGAAUUCCAACGACUUCCAAUAUUGGAUUGAUUUUCAAAGACAAAUUCGAUGCAAUGAACAUGCCGGCGGCUGAUUUGACGCUUAUCAUCAAUAUUAACUCAGCGUUAUCGAUGUCGUUGGGCUUGAUCAAUGGGCCAUUGUUACGAUAUUUUGGAUAUCGGAAAAUUAGUGUUGUUGCUGCGAUACUAUUCUCUGUUGGUCUAAUGCUAACCGCCUUAACAGAUAGCGUACUCGGUCUCAUAAUCAGCUAUGGAGUGAUAACAGCCAUUGGUUAUGGACUGAGUAAUUCGUCAUUUGGAUUAGCAUUGAAUUCAUUCUUCACAAAUAAAUUGAACAAAGCCUCUGGUGUGGCAAUGACUUUAGCUGGAUUUGGGCCCAUCGUUUAUCCUCCGCUAAUAAAUUUGUUACUUCAUUUGUACGGUGUUAGCGGCUGCAUGCUGAUUAUUGGCGCUAUUGCCUUGCAUAUGCUUGUGGCAGCUUUUUUAUUACAACCACUCAAAUGGCAUCUGGUCAGAGAUACAUCGUAUGAACUGCCGCUCAAAGAACCGCUCAAUUUUCCAGCCAUUCUACCCAAUGUGUCAACGUUUCUAUCGAUUGGAAAGUACUCAGAAUCAAGCUUUGUUCCGAACAGUGGGCCUCGUCUUCCAUUUGCUUCAAUCAAUGACCUUGGUUUUGAUCAAAAAUCAUCUCAUUUCGAAUUAAGUCACGACAUUGAUACUCAGAGUAUUUAUGGAUUCGAUCAAAUUAUCCAUCGACAACCGUCACACAAUAAACUAGACCAAACGGUGAUUGCACGAAACUUUUCAAAACGCAACCUUUGCUCGAUUCCGCAGCGCGAAGAGCUUGGUCUAAUCAAUCACACUGUUGACGAAGUGGACAAUGAGCCGCAAAUUCAAAUGGGUAAACCAUUACGAUGGUUCGAAACAGGAUCAGUUGGGUCAAUUCACUUGGGCAGCUCAUUUGAAAUAUUCAAAGAGCCUCCAAUCACUACAGCUCCAAGUAAUGACCGUAGAAAAUCAUCAAUAUUCAAUCCGUGGAGAAAACAAAGUCAAAAUUUGAUAAAUGCACUGCGUAUAACAUCGCGUCGAGCAUCACAACUAUUUGUUCCAAGUGAUGACCCGAUAAAAGAAAUGAAAAAAGAACCGUCCAUGCCGGAAAAAUUAAAUGUAAUGCUGGAAGAUAACGAAUUUAGUGCCCCACCUGGAGAAGUGCCACCUCAGGAAGAAAAUGACGAAAAUUGUUGUUGUGCCGUUUUCAAAUGGUUCGUGCGAUUCUUUGACUUAGAUCUGCUGCGUGAUAACAUCUACUUAAACAUUAUGGUCGGAAUGGCCGUUUCCAUAUUUGCUGAGAUCAAUUUCGCCAUUUUGACGCCGUUCAUUCUGUCGGAUUUGAAUUUUAAUUCCGAUGAAAUCGCAUACAUCCUAUUUGUGAUGGCAAUCGCCGACUUAAUCUCAAGAUUUUGCUCACCAUUCAUCGCUGACAAAUUGAAUUUGUCAAUUCGAGUCUCAUACCUAAUCAGUCUUAUCCUGUUGGUGCUAACCAGAAUGUCAAUGAUGUUGACAUCGGACUACGUCAAUAUGCUGAUAAUAUGCUCCGCAUUGGGUGUCGCAAAGGGUGUUCGUUCCGUUUAUAUGAGCAUCGUCAUUCCCAGUUAUAUUCCACUCGAACGUCUUGCAUCGGCGUCAGCCAUUCAAUUAUUUGCCAAUGGUAUUGUCAUGAUGUGCAUUGGACCCGUUCUAGGACUCAUAAAAGAUAUCUCAGGAAGUUACGUUGGCUGUAUACUCUUUUUGAAUGCAUGCACCCUCGUCACAAUUUUCAUGUACUCAAUUGAAAUGACGUACACUUGGUAUCGUCACAAAUCGUGCAGUGAACAAACUAGCAGCUAACAUUAGAUUGAAUUGAAUAAUUUCAUUCGCAAUUAAGUCAUACAAUUAAGCAAUAUUCCAAUAGCAUUUAUAGUCAGUCUCAAAUAAAGCAACCCAUAUUGGAUCAUAGUUUUAA